Macrobrachium nipponense is the source of this 4611-nucleotide messenger RNA. Its product is annotated as endoplasmic reticulum-Golgi intermediate compartment protein 1-like. The record is from RefSeq and is a predicted model, not a curated record. The transcript is spliced from 7 exons. NCBI's taxonomy places the organism in Eukaryota, Metazoa, Arthropoda, Malacostraca, Decapoda, Palaemonidae. The coding region runs from base 107 to 868 and encodes 253 amino acids.
CAUCUAAAUUUCUCUCUACAGAUUUGACAUUUACCGUAAGGUACCAAAGGAUUUAACACAGCCGACUUUAACAGGUGCAGUAAUUAGCAUAUGCUGCAUUCUGUUUAUGCUUUUACUCUUCACUUCAGAACUGAUACAUUUCUUAUCAGGAGAGAUUGUUUCUGACCUUUAUGUAGACAAUCCAGGAGUGUCAACCGAAAGGAUACCAGUGUACAUCAAGAUAUCUUUGCCACGUUUAAAAUGUGACCAUAUUGGUUUAGACAUCCAAGAUGAUCUUGGCCGUCACGAAGUGGGAUUUGUUGAAAACACAGUUAAAAAUCCAUUAGGUGAUGAUGGCUGCAUUUUUGAAGCAAAUUUCUUGAUUAACAAAGUGCCAGGGAACUUUCAUGUUUCAACACAUUCUGCCCAGGAGCAGCCUGAGAAUAUUGAUUUUGCACAUGUAAUUGAAGAAGUUCGUUUUGGAACCAAGAUUGAAAACCCAAAUGUACCUGGAAACUUCAACCCGUUAUAUGGGCGUGCAAAAAUCGAUGGAAACUCUUUAGAGUCCCAUGAUUAUGUGAUGAAAAUUGUUCCCACAAUAUAUGAAGACGUUAGUGGAAAGCAGACGAUUUCAUAUCAGUACACAUAUGCAUACAGAAGUUACAUUUCCUUCAGCCAUGGAGGACGUGUUGUUCCUGCCGUUUGGUUUAGAUAUGAUCUAACUCCUAUCACUGUGAAGUACCAUGAGAAAAGGCAACCAUUUUAUACAUUCAUCACUGCAAUUUGUGCAAUUAUUGGAGGAACUUUCACUGUGGCAGGGAUACUAGACUCAUUCAUCUUUACUGCUUCAGAAAUAUUCAAAAAGUUUGAAUUAGGAAAACAGAGUUGAGAAGGAAUAAGAAAAUUGAAUUUUAUAUUUGGUAAUAAUCUUUCAAAUGUGACAAGGUUUUUAUACAAAGAUAUUUAGUGUUUUUCAAUUGAGAAUAUUGGUACUUAUUGUAGCAGUAUAGCAAGACCUUUUAAUAAUAACAGUGCAUUUGUUAAGUCUACAAUUUUUAUAUACUUGACCUUUGUCUCUCUUAACAAGAAGCAAUUUUAUUAAUCUCCAUUUCUCAUUAGCUGGGGUGAUAUAUUGCAAAGGAAAAUAUAGUCAAUCUCUUGAAUUUAAUUGUUGAUGUCUCAUGUUGAAAUUUUCUUUUGCCAGCUGAUGUAUCAUUUUAAGUGUUGUUACUUUUUUCAUUUUACUUGGUUAUAGGUUAUGUAGAUAUCUGAUAACUUUAAUCUCAAGGUGUUGUCUUAUUGAAUAGAUGUGAUUUUCUAGAUCCUCUGGAAGCUGAUUUUUUUCUAAUACGAUGCAAAAGUGUUGAGUGAACUCAGUACUAACUGGAUUCUUAGGUUAUUAAUGUUCUAACCAAGAAGGUUUUUUUUUGCUAAACUGUUGUAUGCGGGUGAUGAUAAUGAUCUAGCAUAACCAAUUUCACUAGUAUUAUGUUCUUGAAGAUUGUAGUCUGUCACUUAUUGGCAAAUUUUUUUUAUAUAGAAUUGUAACAGAAUUAAUGUAUAGAGUUAUUCUAGCUUACAAGAUACUAUCACCAUCAGUCUCUGGUCUUUUCCAAUUUUGUUGUUGUUACAUGUGACCAGUGAUAACUUAUGUCAAUAUUACUGCAGUAAAAGCUUGCUAGCAUAGUGCAAGAAAAGAUUGUAUAUUGAGAAAGAGAAAGACGUUAGUAGUCUUAUCAAUUUUAUAGCAUGCAUAUUUAUUCCAGAUUAGUUGAAAUUUUCCACCCCAAUUAUUUAGAUAUAGUAAAUGUUCUUUCAAAGAAGAAUUAAAGUAACUGGAGGUGCUUUUGACAGACACCCUCCAGAUAGCCAAACUCAAAUGGGAUUUAUUUCAAUCUGGUCAUAAAAGUUUUUUGUGCUCUCAAUACUGCCUUGAAUUAAAAAAAUAUAUAUUUUACAUAUUUUAGAGAUUGAUUGCAUUUUCUCCAUGUUGAGAUAAUUUUCUUUGCUUAGAUCUACUUAAAAUAGACUUGCAUCAUCUUUUAAAUGAAAGCUGGGCAUAUACCAUUACUAUGGGCUCUUGCCUAAUGGCAGCCCAUUAGUGUGAUAAGGUGUGAUGGAUUGUGUGUUCUGGUGUAGAAUUAUGUUUGAUAUCGAAUAGAAGUUUCACUACUUAAUGGUGUUUCAGCAUCCAAGAUUCUCAUUCAUGGGUAUUAAGUAAGCACUGGAGCAUUGCUUUGCAUCAGUGUACUUGGCCAUAUAUAUUAUAAUUCUUAAAAAGACUAGUUUUUCCUUAAAAGGUAAAAUUCUCAGUAAAGUUUUUCCUUAAAAGGUAAAAUUCUCAGUAAAGUUUUUCCUUAAAAGGUAAAAUUCUCAGUGUCAAUGUCAGAAUUUUAAUAGUUUUUUAUUUAAGUAUUAGAUAGUUGUUGGGUCAUUGAAGUACCUCCCUGCUAUCUGAUGAGAUGUUUGUACCAUACUUAACAAAUGCACUGAAUAUUUAUUACUGUGUUAAAAUCUAAGAAGUUAUUCAUUUUUUACUCUUAUUUAUUGUAAAUAAUUCUAGAUCUGUUAUUCCUUAAUUAUUGUCAAUGCUUAUUCCAGUAAUUUAUCUGUCGGAGGUUGCCUUUUUGAGUUGAUUGAUGUUCCUCUGAUUAUUCGUGGAAAUUUCUAUUUUUUAUUUUUAGUAAAAUGAUUUGCUUUGGUGAUCAUUUUGUUUUUUAAAUUAAAGUUGAGAUAAAAAGCCUUUAGGAAAUAGGCUGUUGGAUAGAAAAUGUAGGUAGGUCACACAAAAUGUGUUUUGCUGGUUGUAAAUUAGGUAUCAUUUGUUUCUCGGCAUUGUUUCUAAAACACUGCUUGUUGAAUUGCUUGAUAAUACUGGAGUGAAUAUAUUAACUUUGCUAGGAUAUUGCAUUGUUUUGAUCAACAAGUAGUCUUCCAAUAUUUUGAUUAUUGUCAAGGGCAUGGAAAAUUUAUGACAUAUUCAAUAUAACUUUUAAACUGCUCUGUAUUUUUGGCUUGAGGAAACUGCAUGAUUUUGGAAAAAAUGGGUAAAAUUCCUUUGAAACAUAGAGCUGUGAAAUGAUAGCAGUGUGUUUCAUCAGUUUUAAAUGUUAAAAAAUGCAGUAAAAGUUUGUACGGUUUGUUAACAAGAAGGAAUUUAUUUUUAUUUUAUUUUUAGGACAGCUUUUUGUUAUAUGUCUGUAAAGACUGUUAUAAAUUUUAUAAAAGAAUUUUUUUUAUUUUAAACUGGGUAUGAAGGUGUUUUGAGUUUUGCUUCAAGCUUUCUUGCUAACUUGAAGGUACUUGAUUGCAAUUGUAUUUUUCUAUAUAUUUUUAAGUGACUGAUGGUUAUGUGAGAGGUAUUAAAGUCCACACAAUGAAAAAGGAAGUGUUCUGAGAAAUAUUACUCCAUUUUUUGUGAAACUGAAUCCUUUCUCUUGUGUUUCUAUAUAGGGGUUUUCAGUUUGGAUGAUACUACUAAAAUAAAAUUCAGUCUUAAGGAGUCUAAAUAUAAAAAAAAAUUUAUUUGAGGUGAAUCUUACCUUCUAUUGAAAAUAGCUUGUAUCUCUGUUGAUAGGUGAGGAGAUAUAAGUUAUCUUUAACAAUAGGUAAGUAUCCAAAUAAUCAAUUUAAUUAUGAAAUUUAAAUUUUUUAAGAUUCAAGCUCUAAUUAGCGAUGUUAACUACAGUUAGGUGACAAGGUACAAUUGAUGUUGGUCAAGUUGUCUUGAAAAGGUGGUUCUGUCUUGAGUGGGAGUAUUGACAUUAAGACCCUGGCAGUUAACUCAGUGGUCUGAUUAAACUGUAAUAAUAAUAAUAAUCAGACUAUAAUAGACAGAAAUUUGCAACUUAAUACAAGAGUUUCUGAGAAGUUCUCUGUAAUAUUGUGUCUGUGAUAAGUGAUAGAUUGUGACAGAUUUGAAGCUGGUGCAACCUAGCCAGUAGUACUGUUCAUAGAGUGUUCAUUUGAUGGAAAGGGAUUCUUUUGGGCCAACUUAAUAUUUUUUUUCUUUUUUCGACAACUUUUGAGGUAGGAGGCGUAUGGAUUGCGUUGGGGGUCUUCAGAUUUGGAAGUCGUCUGUUUCAUGUUCUUUCAUUAGGGGUAAAAAGUAUGGUAAACCAAUAGUACCAAGUAUUUUUAAGUUCACAGCUAUACAUUUUCAUAAUGUUCAAUGAUGUCAGAAAAAUUUCCCAUAUUAUUGGGCAUCUUUGGAAUUGUUCAAAAUUACAUUGCAUGUUGAAGAAGUGGCUUUUCACUAUUAAAGAGUUUAGGAUGUAAGAAUCGAGACAGUUUUUUUUCCUUGAAAUAGAAAUGUAAACAUUAUAAACAAGAGUACUGGUUUUAUGAGUGAUGGAAGUAUAGCUCAAUUUGAUUUUUUAUAUAAAUCUCUGUGAUAUAUUGAUGAUUUCCAGAGAAGACAGUUUCUAAAGAAUAACAGUGAAAAGUUUAGAUUUUUGUUGUCUUUUAAUUAAAGAGAAAGGUGUAAUUUGUUCAGUCUUUAUUUGAAGCACAGAAGUUACACUUUUUAUCCAGGCAUUUGACAUUUUAAAAUCAAAUGUAUAUACAGUUUAGCAGUAUUGUUUGGACUUGUUUUAUUAUAUGAAAAUAUUUGUUAAUGAAUUAUCAUCCAUA